Messenger RNA from Raphanus sativus (radish), 822 nucleotides. RefSeq lists its product as uncharacterized. The record is from RefSeq and is a predicted model, not a curated record. The transcript has a single exon. Lineage: Eukaryota; Viridiplantae; Streptophyta; Magnoliopsida; Brassicales; Brassicaceae. Bases 1 to 822 code for a protein of 273 amino acids.
AUGAGAGAAGUAGCAAGAUCUUUCCACCGAAAAGCUUUGGGCAAUGGGAGGAAAACUUCAUUCUGGUUUGAUAGCUGGUUUGAUAGAGGUGCUCUUAUUCAUAUUUUAGGUGAACGUGGGUUUGUUGAUCUUGGUAUCAGAAGAGAUGCCACGGUAGAGGAAGCUUUUAUGAUCUCAAGAAGAAGAACAAGACAUCGUUCCCCUGUUCUGAUAGAAAUAGAAGCAGAGUUAAUGAGGGUGAAACAGAGGCUAAGACAGGAUGUGGAAGAUGUGAGCUUGUGGAGACAGAAAGCUGGGUUUAAAGAGAAAUUCUCAACCCAUGAAACUUGGUCGUUGUUAAGGAGAGUGGGUGAGCAUUGUGCUUGGUCGAAAGGGAUUUGGUUUCCCCAAGCAACUCCAAAAUACGCUUUUGUGACUUGGCUAGCAGCAAGAAACAGACUGUCUACUAUGGAUAGAGUUUCAAAUUGGACUCAGGGUGUUGAUGAAGUAUGUGUGCUCUGCAAAACUGAGAUGGAAACUAGGAGUCAUCUUUUCUUUAGCUGUAGUUAUUCAUCUCAGGUCUGGGAAUUUCUCACGAAGGGCAUUCUUGGGGAUGAUUACUCAUCAGACUGGUCUGCUAUUAUUGCUAUUGUUGCGGAUGGGAGAUUUGAGAAGAAGAAGCAGUUUUGUCUACCUUAUGCUUUCCAAGCCUCUGUCCAUGCUAUUUGGAGAGAAAGAAAUAGGAUCAGACAUGAAGAAAAGCCUAAGCCUAUUGCAGUAGUGAAGAAGUUGGUGGAUAAGGGGAUUCGAAACAAAUUGAGUCUGUUGAGAACAAGAGAUUAG